This is a messenger RNA of Mya arenaria, 1020 nucleotides long. Its product is annotated as homeobox protein Hox-A5-like. Lineage: Eukaryota; Metazoa; Mollusca; Bivalvia; Myida; Myidae. Gene Ontology annotation, cellular component: nucleus. The record is from RefSeq and is a predicted model, not a curated record. The transcript is spliced from 2 exons. The coding region runs from base 1 to 1020 and encodes 339 amino acids. Gene Ontology annotation, molecular function: DNA-binding transcription factor activity, RNA polymerase II-specific; RNA polymerase II transcription regulatory region sequence-specific DNA binding. Gene Ontology annotation, biological process: cell differentiation; anterior/posterior axis specification; animal organ morphogenesis.
AUGGCUAAUUUGUAUCAGGAAUUGGCACAAUUGAUUUCAGCGACCGAGGCAACCGGCUCAGUUGGAAGAAACAUACCUUAUGGCAUUCACAGAGCUGACAGGAAAGCACUGCGAGACCGUUAUCAUCCCUAUGGAGCUGGUUCCAAUUGCUCUGGCAAUGGUGACACUAAUUGGGACCCGUCAUUCGCAUAUGCUGAACGUGUUGAAGGGCCGUCAUAUUGGCCCGGUUUCAACACAUUACCUGCCAUAGAAUUCCUUCCAAAUGAGUUGGCAUGGCAAACAAAUAUCUCGUCGCACCAACACACGUUGAAAAGCCUACAUAACGCUGGUAGCUUGGGAACUGGCAGAACUCCAUUGACGCCCGCUUCCAUAUCCGGGCAAAGACGAUUGGAACAAGAUCAUCCGUUCUACUUGAGGCGGCGGACGGCCCCUGCUGAUGGGCUUACUCGCACAUCAGACAAGUACCGCGUGGUGUACACUGAGCAACAGCGAAAGGGUCUGGAGCGCGCAUUUGAACAGAACAAGUUCAUCCCGAUAAAAACCAAAGUGGAACUGGCUAAGAAACUCGAUCUUUCUGAUAGACAGAUAAAAAUUUGGUUUCAAAAUAGAAGAGCAAAGGAAAGACGACAGAAAAACAAGGAAUCAGAGGAUUACAAAGAAAACCACAUUCCGUCAAGGGAGGACAACACUCUUGACGCCAUAGGCCGAAACGAUGUAGGGAACUGGUCGCCCAUUACCAGCAAAGCAUUAACAGAGCUACCCUCUUGCAGGUUCCUUGCUGCUGCUCAGACUCCUAUGAACAUGAAAUAUUUCGGGAAUGACCAAUGUGGCUUGAAGGACAAGAAUAACAGUUCUGAAUCUAGUCAGUUUCUGUCUCAUUCAGUCAAUAAUCGAAGCAGUAUAUCUAUGCACGAGGUAUCGCCAUCUAAUUGGCCGUCAAUAGAGAGUGGACUGCUACCUCAUACUAAUGUUUCACCACUCAGUUUUAAUCGUGGCUUUGGGUAUGAUCCUAGACUUUGA